CGGGACUUCCUGUCCUGGUGACGCCUAACCAAGACGGCCACGGUAGAGCCAGCUGCCUUCUAGGCUGACAGAAAUGGGCUCAGAAAUCGAGGAAGAAAUUCCUGUGCAUGAGGAAUUCAUUCUAUGCUGUGGAAUUGAAACCCAGGUUCUAAAAUGUGGGCCCUGGACUGACCUCAUUAACGCCCAAAUUGCCAACAGGCCUAAACUGCUUAUUUUCAUUAUUCCUGGUAACCCAGGUUUUUCUGCCUUUUAUGUGCCAUUUGCAAAGGCUUUGUAUUCUUCAACAAAAAGACGCUUUCCAGUUUGGGUUAUCAGUCAUGCUGGGCAUGCCUUGGCCCCCAAAGAUAAGAAGAUUCUUACAACCUCAGAUGAUCCAAAUGCUCAAGAAAUUAAGGACAUCUAUGGACUCCGUGGUCAAGUAGAACACAAACUAGCUUUCCUGAGAACUCAUGUGCCAAAGGAAAUGAAACUUGUGGUCAUUGGCCAUUCCAUAGGCUGCUAUUUCUCCCUUCAGGUUCUGAAGCAUGCGCCUGAGCUCCCAGUAAUUCGCUCUUUUCUGCUCUUUCCAACAAUUGAGCGAAUGUCUGAGUCACCCAACGGCAAGCUCGCCACUCCACUUUUGUGCUGGUUUCGAUACGCUUUCUAUGUUCCUGGCUACUUACUACUUAAACCGUGGCCUGAGACGAUCAAGUCCUUGGUGAUCAGAAUGCUCCUUCGAAGGAUGAACCUACAGAGUGAAUUUUCGUUUCUGAACCUGUUGGAACCGUUCUGCCUCAUUAAUGCUGCCUACCUUGGGAGCCAAGAAAUGAUGGAGGUGGUGAAGAGAGACAAUGAAACCAUAAAGGAACAUUUAUCUAAGCUUACAUUUUACUAUGGUACUAUAGAUGCUUGGUGUCCAAAAGAGUACUAUGAAGACAUGAAGAAAGAUUUUCCAGAAGGAGAUAUUCGACUCUGUGAGAAAAAAAUACCUCAUGAUUUUAUCCUCUAUUUUUACCAGGAAAUGGCAGACAUGGUAGCUGACUGGCUAAAGGAUGAUCUGUCCAAAAUAUAAAUACUGACACAAGGAGCAAGCGUUGACAGCUAGUACAUAAAGGCAGUAGGUGUACUUAGUAGUAAGUAGUAUACUUAGUGGGUAAAUGUUUAAUUUUAAUGCUGGAUAUUAGAAGAGAAAAAAAGUGAGACCCUCUUGGCUUAAAAACUAUCAGCUCCCAGCUCCCCAUGCUACAGACUGAAAUAAACACAGUUGAUCAAUAUUCCACAGGAUUAACAACACAUUUUCCAAGACUCAGGGAACACAGUGAUCUAAACAAAGUCUCUUAUGUUUGCACAAGAUGCCCAGUGGCACCAUACAGUUUAUUUGGGUAGGCAAGAUCCUUGCAGACAAAAGGAAAUCUAAAUUUAGUUGAUUUUAAUUGAGUUACAAUGUAGAAUAGUCUCCCCUAGAGAAAAUUAUGAAAGACCUGCUAGAAAAUGUAAGAGACCGCUGAAUGUUAAGUAUGUAGUCGGAUAUGUGAAGCAUAUGAGAUCAUGAGAAGGAUACACUCAAGUCCAGUAGCAGGAAGCGAUGAGCAGUGGAUCUUGGCAGUGGACCUGGGUCUCUCUUAAGGACAGAAGCUGAAGAUCAGCCCAGACUAACUUUGCACAGGUCUUGGCUGAGAUCAUCAGAAUCAGACUGGAUAUCAGCACAGCCUGCGCACCCCACCCAUUACUACCUUGCAGCAUGUCUCAAACCUCCAAGUCAGCCUUCUGUCUGGCCGCCAGUGGCACAAGCCCCGGUAGAGCCAAUGGCAGGGGAAGCACUGCUUGUCUCCUUUCCCGAGGAGUGUG
Kogia breviceps (pygmy sperm whale) is the source of this 1827-nucleotide messenger RNA. It is a transcript of the gene LDAH, whose product is annotated as lipid droplet associated hydrolase. Gene Ontology annotation, biological process: lipid storage. Gene Ontology annotation, cellular component: lipid droplet. NCBI's taxonomy places the organism in Eukaryota, Metazoa, Chordata, Mammalia, Artiodactyla, Physeteridae. The record is from RefSeq and is a predicted model, not a curated record. Gene Ontology annotation, molecular function: lipase activity.